AUGAAUUAUAAAUCACGCGACGCCCCAUCCUUUUUGAAUAAAUAUCUGUAAAGAGAUAUAAACCCUAAGCGACCUUUUGAGAGUUAAAACAAAUCUUACUAAAAAUAUGAUGUGUCUCCAUUAAUAAAACAACCUGUAAGAAAAACAUUAGAGUUAAAUUUCUCAAGUUUGGAAGAACAAUCACUUAAAAAAUAAGCAGUCUUGCCUAACUAUGAACCAACAAAAUGCUCAUCAGGUCGAAAUGGAAUAAUUAGAGCUUAUGCUGCUAAUACAAAUUAAGGAAUUGUGAGAGAUUAUAAUGAAGAUAGAGUUUCUAUAAUUUUGAAUAUAGUAAAACCAUAAAAUAGAGCAACAGAAAAUUGGCCGAAAUGUUCAUUUUUUGGAGUUUAUGAUGGACAUGGAGGAGCAGCUUGUGCUGACUUUUUAAGAGAUACUUUACAUUAAUUUGUAAUAAAAGAACCUGAAUUUCCAUGGAAUCCUGUAGGAGCAAUAAAAAAAGGAUUUGAAGCAGCCGAAAAUCAUUUUUUAGCAUAUGCAUUAGAUCAAUAUUCAAAAGGAAUCCAAGAAAGAAGUGGUUCUUGUGCCAUAGUUUGUUUAAUUGUUGGAGAUGUUUGCUAUGUUGCCAAUGUUGGAGAUAGUAGAGCUGUACUAAGUUCUCAAAAAGGGAAAAGAGUGACAAAUUUAUCAAUUGAUCAUAAACCAGAAACAGAAGCAGAGAGAAUCCAGAGAGGAGGAGGAAAAAUAUAUCAAACUUAAGGAGUUAAUGAAGAAGGAAAUUAAGUUACAGGACCAGUUAGAGUUAUGCCAGGAAGGUUAUCAGUUUCAAGGACUUUUGGAGACAUUGAAGCUAAAUUUGAAUAAUUUGGUGGAAAUUCAAAAGUUGUGAUAUCUGAACCAGAUGUCAAAAUAUUCAAAAUUAAUUAAGAUCAUGAUUUCAUCGUUUUGGGAUGUAAUUAAUUUCAGCUUAUGUUUAGGUGAUGGAAUCUUUGAUAAAAUGUCAUCUGGAGAUGUAGUUAAUAUAAUUUGGCAAGAUAUUUAAAAUAAUACAAAAUCUAACUUACAUUCAAUAUUAUCUACUGCUGUUGAUUCAGUUUUGAAAGAAGCAAUCUAUAAAAAAAGUAGUGAUAAUGUUACUUUAUUGAUUGUUGCUUUUUAAAUAAAUACAUAAAAAGAAGAAUAGAAAGAAAUUAAAUACACAUAUAGUAAUUCUGUUGAAAGAAUUGAAGAUUCCUUCCAUAUUCAUAGUAGACCAAGGAUAAGGUAAUUUUUUGAUUUAUUUUAAUUAGCCAACAAAUUACCAAAAGGAAUGAUGAAAAUUUCUCUUAAUUUAGUAGUCUAAAUUAUUGCAAUCAAGCUGUCUCUAUGCAUAAUAGUAAUAAAUCUGCUUUAGUUCAAAAUUUUCAGAAUAGACUUUUAAAAUAACAAUAAUAAAAUAAAAAGUCCUGUUUGGAUGAAGUAACAAAUAAAAUAAAAACUAGUUAUAUCAUUUGAUAAUAAUUAAUUAAUACA
Messenger RNA from Paramecium octaurelia, 1509 nucleotides. Lineage: Eukaryota; Ciliophora; Oligohymenophorea; Peniculida; Parameciidae. The record is from the annotation of a GenBank genome assembly.